This is a messenger RNA of Dothidotthia symphoricarpi CBS 119687, 1782 nucleotides long. RefSeq lists its product as uncharacterized. Gene Ontology annotation, molecular function: nucleic acid binding. The transcript is spliced from 3 exons. Bases 294 to 1607 code for a protein of 437 amino acids. Lineage: Eukaryota; Fungi; Ascomycota; Dothideomycetes; Pleosporales; Dothidotthiaceae. The record is from RefSeq and is a predicted model, not a curated record.
ACAUUAAUCGUCUGAUAUUUCACGUUCCUCGUUUGGUCAAUAGUCACCUUUUCCUGCGUUUGUUUACUCGUCGCGACUUCUUCUCCGGCCAACACCAAACACUCCGCACCUCUUUACCAUACCAUCUCCCCCUCCAAGCCAACAGACCACCUACCAAACACAGUACUUUUCGAGCUGCAAUAGAGUUAGCACGCACUGAAUCAAGGUAAGUUCUUUCUGUUUUCGGCGUGCAUUUCAAGUCCUUUCCACCAGCGAACUGUCUUUUUGUCCGACCCGACAAACACACCGCUGCAAUGUACUCGAGGGCCAGAGUCAGGACCAGUUCGAGUGCGAACCAGAGUCUCCUAGGCAUGCAACUGGCUACGAUCAGCGACACUCUCGCCAAAGCUUCCCAACGCCGCGACGCAGAUAUGCAGCACAAGGUGUCGAAAGGAUUAUCGGUGGCGCCUACACCUGACCUCACGGUGGGUUCAGCGUCAGAGGCUUCGGGGACUAGCGACUUGGGUCAUGGUGAUAGCGAUGUGGAGCUGGAGGAGCUACAGAAGCGCAUUGGAGAGGUUGCAACUAGGUUCCCGCUGUCUACGAUGUAUUCGACAGCGACUGAGAUGGGUUUCGAUACUGCUUCUGUCUCGCUGCGUGGAGGCGAGGGCAACUACGAGGACGGUCAAGGCCAUCUGCUUGCGGAGCGCAGGCGGAUGAUCCAGGCUCUGGAUGAUGACGAUUUCGAUCCUGGAAAGAUGCUCGCGGAGCUCGAUGGGCGGACACAGUUUCUAAGACAAGCGGUUGUCGCCGAUGAUGACGACGAUGACCCGAGGAGCAUGCUCGCAGCCCUCGAGCGAAGAACACAGCUCCCAAGUCAGAAGAUCAUCCACGACAAUGGCGACGACGACCUGAGGAGUAUGCUCGCAGAGUUUGAGCGGGAGUCAUUACGAGUUCAACCGAAUCUCGAAGAUACUGCUAGUGACGACCUCGAAGCGCUUCGCAGUGGGAUAGCAGCCAUUGAUCUGCCCUCACACCAGCAGGGAAUACACCAUUCUAUAUGCAGUGACAGACAAGCGCCGCAUUCCCAGGCGAAACGCCCUUAUAAUCACGAGGAAACGCCAGACACGUCUGUUCUCGACGAAGACGCUACUCUAUAUAAGAUCGCGUCGAUCCUUGCAAACACAGGCCACGAAUGGGAGAAAGUUCAAGGGUUGACCACCUAUCUGUUCAGCACCGUCUUGGAUGGACAUGAAGCCCAGCAACAGAAAGAAGAAUUCAUGAGGCAAGCCAGAGAAGAGCUCGAGACCAUCAUACACAAGGCCGUGGAAGAGGAGAAGAUCUACUACGAAGGUGAAGAGAAAUCGAGGUUGCCGCGCCGUCUGGUCGUGUCGAAUAUAGCUGCAGGUGCUGUGAAGGAGGAUUUGAUAGAGUCAUUCUCCCAACACAGGUGGGAAAUUCAGGAGGUCAGGCUCUUGAAACAGCGAGAUCCAAUCAAGAGGACACAGAUGGCUCACAUCGACUUCUGGAAGAGGAAAGCUGCGGUUGAAGCGUCUUUCAAAAUCGCUGACAUCUUCGGACUAUGUGUCAACACCAGACUUGCGGUUGAGAAAGCAGACUAUUGUUGAGUAGGCGGGUUUGGUCGUGGUAUCUUCUGGAUGAUGAGGUUGUACGCAUGCACCGGUUCACCCCGACAUAGGUGAAACCACGGCGGGAAUAUGUGGAAUCUUGGGAGGAUGGGCGGGCGCCUGCAUAACAACUCGUUCCGUAGGAUAGCCGGCUCAGCGUUGGAACGAGAUAUCA